This is a messenger RNA of Mya arenaria, 5985 nucleotides long. RefSeq names its product kelch-like ECH-associated protein 1. The record is from RefSeq and is a predicted model, not a curated record. Bases 457 to 2148 code for a protein of 563 amino acids. Gene Ontology annotation, molecular function: protein binding. Lineage: Eukaryota; Metazoa; Mollusca; Bivalvia; Myida; Myidae. The transcript has 6 exons.
GUCAUGUUUACAAACAUUUUUAUUUUUAUUUAAUGUCAUUUUAUGAAUGACAGAAGUAAACUGUUGUUAUGGAAUACAAACAAUGUAAUGUAUAUAUAUAAUUAAGACAACAUGACUGGCCUUUGAUUGGCAUCAAAACAUCAACGUUAAUCGACUUAUGAUUAUUUAUGGUUUGCAACUCGUCAACAUUGAACUUGAAGUUGAUUUGUUGAACUGUUGAUGUCAAGAUCUACAUGUACAGUAACGUGCAACUGCUACACUACUAGCCUCCGCUACGGGCAUACUAUAUUAACUAAGAUAGUAGAUUACGACAUAAACAAAUACACUUUGUUCAUAGGUAAUUGACAAUCCAAGGCAAUGCUUUAUUUGACAGUUUAACUUAACUUUAAUGUCUUAAGAAUUUACAAAAUUACGUGAAAAGUGGAUACAAUAUAUUAUAAUAAAAUAAAAUAAAAAAUGAUUGAAUCACGGACAUGCUCAAUUCCCAACCAUGGGAGAACUGCACUUCAAACUAUGCAUGAACUUCGACGGGAAAGCGUCUUGUGCGAUGUGAUACUUUGUGUUGAUGGGGAGCGGUUUCCGGCCCAUAAGAUUGUACUUGCUGGCUCAAGCCCAUACCUCAAGGCAAUGUUCACGAACGGAAUGUUGGAAACUGAACAGGACGUUGUGGAAAUAAAGGACUUUGAUGCUCCAACUAUGCAAUGCCUCCUGGACUUCAUGUACACAAGCACUAUCGAGAUAACAGUGAACAAUGUGCAAAGUAUUCUACAGGGAGCAUCAUUAUUCGGUCUUCAACAGCUGAGAGUACUCAGUGCUCAAUUUCUUCAGUUGCAGCUCACACCCAGCAACUGUUUAGGUAUUCAAGCAUUUGCAGAUGUGUACAUGUGUGCUGAGCUGGAACGAGCAGCCCGGCAAUUUAUCUACCAAAACUUUCUCCCAGUGGCUCAUACAGAAGAGUUCCUUCAGUUAUCUGAGGAGAAAAUCAUCUCCCUUCUUCGUAGUGACCAGCUCCACGUCAUGUCAGAAUCUCAGGUCUUUGACGCAGCAUACAGCUGGCUUACGUAUGAUAAAUCUCGGACUGAGAGUGCUUGCAACAUUCUCAAACAUAUCAAACUAGGUCUUCUUGAAUUACCUAUGCUAGAAAACGUUGUGAUAAAAUCUGAUUUCUUCCGAACUUGUCACAAGUGCCAAUCCCUGAUAAGCUCAGCCAUACGUUCGCAAUAUGAGAGAAAGAACAUGGAACUGCUGACUCCCAGGGCUCACCCCCCUUGUAUUUAUGUGGUCGGGGGGAGAAAUAGCCAGGAUUGUCAGUUGAGAAGUAUGGAGCGAUAUGACAUUCUGUCAGAUACUUGGAGUUCUAUGCCAGGAAUGAACAUUGCCCGGACAGCUAUAGGUUCUGCCACACUGGAUGGGCUGUUGUACACGGUGGGUGGGGAAUGUGCGUUGAUAGACACACAGGAGAACACGCUCUACCUCCGCUGUAUGGAGUGUUAUGAUCCCGUACAGAGACAAUGGCUGCCCAAACCGGAGAUGAAAAUCGCGCGAUCAUUUGUGGCGUUGGCUGCAGUUGGUGGCUAUCUGUAUGCAAUAGGUGGGGAGGACCGGGCAUGUGGCUACAAUGUUGUUGAGAGGUUUGACCCCAGAGCUGACCAAUGGUCAUUUGUAGCCAGUAUGAAACGUCGACGGGCUGGGUCAGGCAUCACUGUGUGUGAGGGGAAAAUAUAUGUGGCAGGAGGUUAUGACCGUACCUUACACAUGGACCGUGCCAGCAUGGAGUGUUAUGACCCUGUCAUUGAUGACUGGACGUUCAUGUCCGAGAUGGAAAAGGCUCGCUCCGGUCUUGUUAUGGCCACCAUUGACCAGAACGUGUACGCAUUCGGGGGCCGCUAUCGACACACUGACCAGUAUUAUGAUAUGGUAGAAAGGUUUAAUGUUUUGACCCGACAAUGGACCACUCUAGCUCAGAUGAACACUCCGCGGGCCUGGCCGGGCAUUGCCAUUUUUGAUGGACGGAUUUACGUCCUUGGCGGGUUUGAUGGGGGAUACCGAUUACGUAGUGCGGAAAGUUACGAUGCAGAAACUGACCAGUGGACUCCGAUUAGCAACAUGCUUGUGUCUCGUGCUGGUUGCGGGGCGGCUGUUGUGUGAUUGGGAAGAAUAUUCUUGCUACAAGAUGAUAAAAAACUUACUGAUACCCUAUUUUUUUUUUAAGACAUUGAAUAUGGUUAAAUAAUCUUAUUGGACUGUUAGUUUUAUGUCAGAAUAAGAAAUUGAGUUUAUUAAAGUAAAUCGGGUAUUGACAAAAUUUGUGUUAAGAAAGGAAAUUGAGUACUUAUUUAAAGAAGAAUCAUACUGGAUGUUGAUUUAGGUGAGGCAAUUAAUUACGGAUAAUGUUAAUGAAUUGUUGAUAUUUAUAUGAGAGUUUUGGGGAUGGUGUUAUUACGUUAACUUUACUGAUGGGUUGGUAUGCUUUUUGCUUAAAUCAUUAUCUUCAUAGACGAGGUUAUAGAUUGGGAUUGUAUACUUUAGAUGAGGUUAUAGAUGUGGCUUAUUACAGGUUCCAUUUUGUAAUCAAGAUCAUGAAUUUUAUAUAAUCUUGUAUUGUUGUAUUACCAUAAGGUUUAUAAAAAACUUUGUUUUAAUUGAUACAAAUUGUAGAUUCAUCAUUGGUAUGUUUCACUACUUUUGAUCUGAAAUGGAAUUCAUAAAAUGCAAAUCUAGAGGGACUAUUCUAUUUUGAAAUUAUUCAUUAUCAAAAGUGUCCUGGAUUGAUGAUUCAUGUACACCCAGUUGGAAACAUCAAUUUGGGACAAUCUGAACUCAUUGACAUAUAUGAGAUUGUCACUGGUCAACAAGCCGGACAAGUGGGCUCCCAACCUUGGCUCCCCCUUAAUACUCCUUUCCCCAUACAACAAAAGAAGACCACACUCUUGCAUAACAUCAUGCAAACAUUAGAGUGAUUAAAGUUAUGUUGUUGUAAAUUAAACAAAUCAAAUAAUUUUGAUAUAAAGAACCUUAGCUUUCAUUUUCAAACAUACCGGUAUUAUGGACUGUUUAGAAUGCCCCAAAUAAUUUGACAACUAUGCUACUAAGUUUGUUACAAUUAAAUCCAAUGAAAUAAAUAGAGGAUAUAUUCAUGAGUGGGAAUUCCUUUGCAAGUUUUUUUUUUAACUUUAGUAAAUGAAUUUAAUAAAUUUUGUAAUGAAUGAACCAAAAUGUGAUAAAUGUAUUUAUAUCUUAAAAAUACUAAUUUGAUUAUUUAUAGCACUAGAUAUAUAAAAUUUCUCCCACCUCAGAUAAGUAGAUCCAUUAAUUUAACCAUGCUAGAAAUUCUUAUCUUUCCCAAGGGCGAAGAUAAAAUGCCCGUAUGGAACUUCUUUCAAUAGUCACCACAUUGUAAUUACCUCCCUUGUUGAAGACUGUCUUCUGUAACGCAUCAUGGAAACCUUGUCUUGUGGCAAUAUUUAGAAUGCUAGUUAAUUACUUCUCGCUUUAAAUGUCACCAUAAAACAGUUUUCACGCACCUUUCAAGAAAUAAUGCUUCACCCUUCUAAGAACUAUUUAAAGACAGAUCAGACCAUUUACAUAUAUAUACUCUGAAUCACUGCGCGAUUUAUUAUAUCCAUGACAACCACGAAUUAUCGCAUAUCCGUACGCAAUUAUUUUCACUAAGCACAAAAGAGUUCUAGCAAAAAAAAAAUACAUUUUUACUUAAUUUUGUUUAACUGAGGUGGGAGAAAAAGCAUCUACCAUAGCUGCUCGUGUAAGAUAGGUUCACCCCGACCCUCGCGCAGGGUGUUUUGCUGAAACUCGGUAAACCUCGUUUCCGCAAAACACCCUACGCUCGGGUUGGAAUGAACCUAUCUUACACUCUCGGCCAUGGAAGAUACUUAUAGUCUCUUUAUAACGCUGACAGUUUAAUUUGUUAAUAAUUUACAAUGUUAUGUUUAAAUUUAUCAUCUUGUUAUUAUUAUUAUUAAAUUACAUUAAAACUAUAUACCCCUGUAGUGAUUUAUGAUAUUAAUGGAUUUGUAGCAGUUGUACUUCAAGUCCGAGUUGAUAUACUUGUAGUUGACACGUUUUGUUACAAAGGUGACCUGGGUUUUCCCUAGGAUUUCCCAGGUCAAGUUUUUAAGUCUCUUAUGGUUGAAAAAUGAUUUAUGAAAUUAAUGGACUUGUAGCAGUUGUACUUCAAGUCCGAAUUUAUAUACUUGUAGUUGACACUUUUUGUUAUGGACGAGACCUGGGGCGGUAUUCAUAAAAUUUCUUAAGUCAUUUCCUAACUUAAGUCAACUUCUUAAAAAUUUUCAAAAUCAAAUAAAAAGAAAUGUAUAAGUGUUUUUAACAUUAAAGUAUGUUUUUUUAAUAAGGUCAAUAGAAAUAAUGUAUUUUUGAUUUUUUAUUUCAUAUGACUAAAGAGAUAAUAAAUUUAGGAAAGUGACAAACAUGAAAGUUAGGAAAUGAUUUAAGAAGUUUUAUGAAUAACGCCCCUGGGUUUUCCCUGGGAUUUCCAAGUUGGGUUCCUAUGACCAUGACUCAUGGUGGAAAAAAUUGAGUUUCUCUGGUAAUUAAAUAGGGUUCCAAUAGAAUGGUGUACACUCAAUGCAUGUUACUUUGUAUUGCAUAGUAAUUAUAAAAUGGUAGUCCCUAGCUUGAAAUUUGUGAAAACUUGCCAUGUUUUUGGUCAGCAUUAAUUAUCUGUAUUUAUUCAGGUCAUUUAUCUCAUCAUUGUUAAUCAAACUUUAUAAAGUUAUUAAAGGUAUUUUGUUAACAUUAUUUGUCAAUUAUCUGUUUGGGAUAAUCACUUAAAGCUGCACUCUCACUGAUUGAACAUUUUGACAACUUAUUUUAAUUUUUGUCUUGGAACGAGCCAAUUUUUGCGAAAAUCCAUGGAAACCAGUUAUAUAAGACUGCUGACAAAAAAUUAGAUUUAGGUUUUAGUCAUAAAACAUUAAUUUUCCAACAAAAUAUGAAAAUCUAUGAUCUCAUUAUUUGUCAGCAGUCUGUUAUCAUUGGUUUGCAGUUAAUUACGCAAAAAUUUGCUCUUUCCAAGACACAAAAAAAAAGUUGUAAAAAUGGUAUAUCUGUGAGGGUGCAGCUUUAAUGCAGUGUACACAAUAUGAUAAUUUGGUGUAUUGCUAAUGUAAAUAGAGUUAUUAACUUCAAACUAUGCUAUUCUAGUGAUUAGUAGUGUUACUACAUUGUAACUUAAUAUUUAGCCCUUGAUCAAAAUUACACAGUAUUUCAUUACAUGGAAUUUAUUUUAGUACCGGUAUGAUAUGUACAUACGGAACAUGGGGUUUAUUUUAAAGCUUGGAUUUUUUUGGGGGUGUAAAUUUGUUCAAAUAUAUAUAAACUGCUGAUCAAAUCCACAGUGCAUUUAAUAUAUGUAGAUGUUGUUUUAGUUUUUACUGCAUGGUACCGGUUUCUUCUUUCUGAAGUUUACGACAUCCACACCUUGUUCAUGGACAGUUUGCAUUCUAUAUAAAUUACCUGUCAAUGUUUUGUCCACAAUUUUAAAACAAAUACGUUUGAGCCUCAUUGGCCCUUGACCUCGCCUGGCUCGAAUUUCUUGUUAGCUCAAACUGGAUGCAAAGGACCGAUUUCUUUAUACUAAAGGCAAAAAAAUCCUGCAUGGCUCGAAUAUUUCGAGGCUCGAGGUAUUUUUCGAUGGUCCCUGGGAGUUCGAGCCUAGUAAGGAAAUGUUAGACUAGGUUUAUUGGGAUUGGUAGCUAAAGUCUUAAUAUCAUUCCCGAUACUUGCAUAAUUUUUGACAGAUUUUACUUGUCUAUCAAUUUUUGUUAGCCCUAAUAAACAAUUAUAACACCUAUAUUUAUAUGCAGUUACAACUGGCUAGCACUGAGCCCUCGAUAUUUGCAUUUGUUUUUAUUGCACCAUUUAUGCAACUCAAGAUUUUUAUGUUACAAAAAGGUGAAAUUAUGCUUAUAAAUGGUUAAUUGAAGAAUAAAGAUGUAUUUAAAGUCA